Molecule: messenger RNA, 732 nt
Organism: Hibiscus syriacus
Lineage: Eukaryota; Viridiplantae; Streptophyta; Magnoliopsida; Malvales; Malvaceae
Product: mini zinc finger protein 2-like
Exons: 2
Coding region: 227-487 (86 amino acids)
Biological process (GO): regulation of DNA-templated transcription; regulation of developmental process
Cellular component (GO): nucleus
Molecular function (GO): DNA-binding transcription factor activity; transcription cis-regulatory region binding
Source: RefSeq, a predicted model, not a curated record
AUAAUAUCAAGAAUUAAACAGUUUUAAAACUUAGCUUAAUGGCAAUGGCUUUAUUUUCUAUACUAAACUCUAAUGAGUUGUUUCAAUAAUCAUCUAACAACGAUCAAGAAGCUCUAAAGUAAACUGCAAAAACAAUAUAGCAUUCUAAAGUAAGAAGCUCUGCUAUAAAUAUGUCCCUUUGGUUUUACGAGUGUUACAAGGAACGAUUCGGGGAUCGAUCGCCGACAUGAGGAAGAGGCAAGUGGUUGUGAGAAGGGAGGAACCACCAAGAAGCAGAACCAAUUCAUCGACGACAAUUAAAAGUGUGAGAUAUGGGGAGUGCCAAAAGAAUCAUGCCGCCGGAGUCGGAGGAUAUGCGGUCGAUGGGUGCCGGGAAUUCAUGGCGACCGGAGAAGAGACGGCUGCAGCCCUUACUUGUGCUGCAUGUGGCUGCUAUAGGAAUUUCCAUAGAAGGGAAGUUGAAGCCGAAGUGGCUUGUGAGUUGUGACUGUUCUUCACCUUCUUCCACUGGAGCACUCAUGUUUGUAUAAAUGGAAGGUUUUACCAUGUAAUCACUCAAUAUAUUUGCUUUAUUAGGUUUUCUUUAACGUUUGCUUAUAUAUAUAUAUGUGUGUGUGCUUCUUGAAGGAAUGAAUUUUUUUUCUCAGCUUGUUUUUCUAUGUUAUGAAGAGGUAAAAGGCAUUUGUAUCAUGUUGUUGAUGAAGGAAUUAACGGGAGUUUUCCCCUUUUUUA